AUUUACCUUCGCAUCCGAGCAGAAAAUUUGAUUGUGCACUUGAGAUACAAUAUGAACUACCUCGCGAUUAUAAUCUUCAGUGGACUUUCAAUCAUAUCCGCUUCAACACAAGAAUUAUCACAGAACCCGUCCAGAGCAGCAGUGAACAAAGCAGAAAGCAAAGAAAUUUGUGGGGGUUUAGAACAAAUCGUGUUGACUGACCGACCUGACCACGGGUUCAUCUCGAGUCCCGGGUACCCUGUCGGAUACCCAAACAAUGUGGGAGCCAGAGACUGUGGACACGACCUACUGGUCGAAAGCAGUGUCAUUGACAGUGUGAGGCUAGGGUUUCUUCAGCUCCGAACAUCAAAUGGAGACUCUGUACAAGUUGAACUGCGAGACGAAAACGCGGAAUUCAUAGACCAGUUUGCAGGAACACUGGACUUGUUCAUUCCGCAGCUUUUCGCUGCAAACAAUGCCACGGUUUUCCUACAGAGCGACGCAAUUGAAACCGAGUUCGGUUACUUGGCUGCUUACGCUGCUGAAUUGCCAAACAAUGGAAAAGAUGAGAUUAUUGAGGUGAAAGACAAAAUCAACUCAGACGCUGAUGAACCGAGUUUCACGGAAGUGAUCAGAAUCAACACCGAAACCGGAAAAAUCACGACCAACGGGGACAUGACUCAAUUGCACACCAAAGUGCAACCGGGUGCCUCAAAAACCUACGGUUUCCUUUCGUCGCCGAACCAUCCGAACAAUUACGCAAACGGCGAACGGAUAACCUUCGACUUAGUAGCUCCAGAAGGAUCCAAAAUUGCACUAAGGUUGAUGCGACUGCGGUUGGAGCCGAUUUACGACCAGCUCAGGGUCUUUGACGGCGGAGUUUUACUCCAGUUGAUGCGACUGCGGUUGGAGCCGAUUUACGACCAGCUCAGGGUCUUUGACGGCGGAGUUUUACUCCAGAACAUUGAACACCUGAUGACAAACAUCAUCUACAGCAAGAGCAACGAGAUCACGGUGCAAUUCACAAGCGACACUUCAAACACUUACAGUGGUUUCUUGUUGGCUUACACGAAUAUUCAGCCAUUCAAAGAGUCACUUGAGCCCUUGUCGACAGCCGCCUUCACAGCCGCCACAUUGGUUCAGAGCUGCCACAUUAUCCCCAAUGUGGCGGCUGUGAAGGCGGCUGUCGAUGAAAAUGGCGGAAUUGCCUUGGAUGACCUGGAGGAAACCCUUAGAAAGAAUGCCAAGUUGAUUUCCAGAAUUCUGAGCGGAAAGCUGGGCCAAAAAAAAAAACUGCAGGAAGGGUGCCUCAUCUGUUAA
Molecule: messenger RNA, 1299 nt
Organism: Notodromas monacha
Lineage: Eukaryota; Metazoa; Arthropoda; Ostracoda; Podocopida; Cyprididae
Source: the annotation of a GenBank genome assembly